AUGUCCGAGCUAAUCGCAAAACCUGAAGUUCACCAAGCAAAAUGGUCAGGCUUUCAUAAAAAGACUUUGCAUGAACGUCAAACUCAACUAAAGCUGGUCUUUCCACGAGUCUUUACUUCAUCAGGACCUUCUAGUUCGGUCGUCUCUUCUGUAUAUGUUACACCUAAUACUUCUCCAUCAAAUAAUGAUAAAAAAUCGUUUCCGAUUAAUGGGCUUGAUGAAAAUAUAGCGGAUAAUAUGAUUGAAAAUUGUGUGGGUAUAACUAUUGGAUUACCGGUUGGUUUGGCCUUGAAUUUCAUAAUCAACGGAAAACCUAUAAUAAUACCCAUGGCAAUUGAAGAACCAUCAGUUAUCGCGGGAGUUUCUGGGGCUGCUAAAACUGUAUCUGCUUAUAAUGGUUUUAAGGCAACAGCUCCUGUGACAAACAUUAUAGUGGCUCAAGUCUGUCUUUUAGAUAUUUCACAAGAGAAUAUGAAUUCUGCCAUAGACAAGAUAUCACGAAGCAAAUCUGAAAUUAUUAAACGUGCAAAUAACUAUUGCGAUAAUAUGGUAAAGCGGGGUGGUGGUGUAUUAGAUAUUAAUGUUCGAAGAAUACCACGCAAAGCCAAUAGAAAUCGAAAACAUUUCACAUUAAGUUCAGCCAAUUUCAGAGAAUGGUUAGUGGUUCACAUUACGAUUGACGUUUGUAAUGCUAUGGGUGCAAAUUGUGCUAGUACUGUGGCGGAGGGCGUAGCUCCAUUCCUUGCCGAACUUUCUGGUGGUCGAAUUGGUUUACGAAUCGUUAGUAAUUUGAAUGUGGAAAGGAUGUCUAAGGCGUCAUUUCGUAUACCUUUACCUAUGCUUGCAUAUAAAUCGUUAAGUGGCAAAGAAGUAGCUGCACGCAUUAUCGAAGCUUAUGAAUGGGCAGAAGUUGACCCUUACCGGGCAACAACUCAUAAUAAGGGAAUCAUGAAUGGAAUUGAUGCAGUUGCUAUAGCUACUGGUCAAGAUUGGCGUGCUAUUGAAGCCGCUGUUCAUGCGUGGGCUUGUGAUGGUGUAAGAAUUGAUCUUGAUAAUUCUCAUAAUUCUCGGUCUGAUAAUAGUUAUAGACCUUUAACUACCUAUUGGAUUGAAAAGGAUGAACAGUUAGCUGCAACAGGCAAGAGCGAUGAUGAAUGUUUAAUGUUUUGUGGCGAACUGGAAUUACCUAUAAUGGUUGGUACCGUUGGUGGUGUUCUUAAAACCAAUCAAGUAUAUGAAUAUAAUUUGGGAAUAAUGGGAAAUCCAAAUUCGCGAGACUUAGCUAUGUCAAUGGCAUGUAUAGGUCUUGCUCAAAAUUUUGCAGCUCUUCGUGCAUUAGCCACAGAAGGUAUACAACGUGGACACAUGAGCCUACACGCAAAAAAUGUUGCAAUUGCGGCCGGUUGUCCGUCGCAUGCCGUCACAAGUGUAGCUCAAAGAAUGAUUGAAAAAGGAAAAAUAACUCUAUCAUCAGCAAAUGACCUUGUUGAAGCCCAUAUGAGUGAACAA
Molecule: messenger RNA, 1509 nt
Organism: Funneliformis mosseae
Lineage: Eukaryota; Fungi; Glomeromycota; Glomeromycetes; Glomerales; Glomeraceae
Source: the annotation of a GenBank genome assembly